AUGCCGCAGCCACAGCAAUACCCAAUCCUCGAGCGCGACAGCACUCUCGCGCAGCUUCCUGCGGAAUACCCCACUGAUACUCAGGACCAAAUCUCCGAGCUCCUCGCAACAUCCUCGAUCAACCGGCUAGUAGUACUGGAUGAUGAUCCCACUGGCACGCAGACCUGCCAUGAUAUCUCCGUACCAAUACUCCGGGCUUCUUCAUCCUCACGAAUUCGCGCGCAUUACCCCCCCACAGAAGCCGAGAAGCUGAUCCGCACAAUCUGCGAGAAAGUAGCCGAAGCAGCCAAGUCAACUGGAAACGAAAUCGACAUUGUGCUUCGCGGGGACUCCACAUUGCGCGGCCAUUUCCCCCUGGAACCGGACGUUGCGCAGUCCGUCCUCGGCGCGGCAGACGGGCUCGUCCUAGCUCCGUUUUUCUUCCAAGGAGGAAGAUUCACGAUCGAUGAUUUUGCGAAGGACGCUACCUUUGGUUUCACGAGCUCCAAUCUGCGCGACUAUGUCCUCGAGAAGGCGCCUGGGCGGUUCACUGCGGACCAAUUACGCUCGGUGACUAUUGAUGAGAUUCGCCGUGGUGGACCUCAGGCUGUCAGUGAGAAGCUGCUGGCUACUCCCUCUGGGGGUGUGGUUAUCGUGAAUGCGGCGGCGGAGUCGGAUAUGCAUGUCUUCGUGGCGGGGCUGUUAUUGGCGGAGUCCAAGGGGAAGCACUUCCUUUACCGCACUGCUGCGGCGUUUGUCUCGACAAGACUGGGGAUUCGCUCUAUUCCCCCGAUUUCCGCAGCACAGCUUCAGCUCCCUUCGCCUCGUCAAACAGGUGGUCUUAUCAUGGCCGGUUCCUAUGUGCCUAAGACAACCGCUCAACUCAAAUACCUGACCGACCACCGCGGGGGCACUGGGAAAUUGGCGAUUAUCGAAAUGAAGGUCGCAGAGCUAGUCCAGUCGCCCGAAACAGCAUCUCAAACCGUAGCAGGCGUGGUCAAGGAAGUCGAAGCGCAUCUACAAGCAGGCCAAGAUACGCUUGUGAUGACGAGCAGGAAGCUUAUUACGGGAGCUGAUGAGCUUUCUUCUUUGAAGAUAGGAUCGGUUGUUGCAGAGGCGCUCGUUGGUGUCUUGCAGCGCAUUGAGGUGAGACCGCGAUAUAUCAUAGCAAAGGGCGGCAUCACGUCUUCCGAUGCAGCAACGAAAGGCUUGAAUGUCAAGCGCGCUACCAUUGUUGGACAAGCGGCUCCUGGUGUACCUCUCUGGCGAUGCGACGAGCUGACCUCUCGCCACCGCGGUGUCCCUUUCGUUGUUUUCCCAGGCAACGUUGGGGGAGAGGCAACACUCUGCGAACUGGUCGAAGGAUGGUACUAG
Messenger RNA from Penicillium chermesinum, 1353 nucleotides. RefSeq lists its product as uncharacterized. Bases 1 to 1353 code for a protein of 450 amino acids. NCBI's taxonomy places the organism in Eukaryota, Fungi, Ascomycota, Eurotiomycetes, Eurotiales, Aspergillaceae. The transcript is spliced from 5 exons. The record is from RefSeq and is a predicted model, not a curated record.